Molecule: messenger RNA, 1285 nt
Organism: Brassica napus (rape)
Lineage: Eukaryota; Viridiplantae; Streptophyta; Magnoliopsida; Brassicales; Brassicaceae
Product: probable carboxylesterase 5
Exons: 1
Coding region: 163-1146 (327 amino acids)
Molecular function (GO): hydrolase activity
Source: RefSeq, a predicted model, not a curated record
AGAAGAAAAGGUUACGUGUCCAGUGUCAGUGCUACGUGUCCGUAUGGAAAAUAAAGAAACAUAGAUCUUUGUCUCAUUUUUUAAAAAUUAUAUAAAUACCUCUAUAAUAUAGUGAGUAUAUAAUUUAAUAAUCUCACACCAAGUCACCAAGACACCAACCAAAUGGAAACUGAAAUCGUCUCAGAGUUUCUUCCCUUCGGUCGUAUCUACAAAGACGGUCGCGUGGAGCGUCUCACCGGCACCGAGAUCAUCCCUCCUUCACUAGACGCAACAAACGACGUCGUUUCAAAGGACGUCGUAUACUCCACGGAACAUAACCUCUCCGUCCGUCUCUUCCUCCCUCACAACAACAACAACAACAAGAAGCUCCCUCUGCUAAUCUACAUCCACGGCGGAGCUUGGAUCAUCGAGUCACCUUUCUCCCCCCUCUACCACAACCACGUCGCGGAGCUCGCCAAGUCCGCCAACUGCCUCGCCGUCUCGGUCCAGUACCGCCGCGCGCCGGAGCACCCGAUCCCGGCGGCGUACGAGGAUUCUUGGUCGGCGAUUGAGUGGAUCUUCUCCCACGCCGGUGGAUCCGGUCCGGAGGAAUGGAUCAACGAGCACGCAUAUUUCGAGAGAGUUUUCAUCGGCGGAGACUCCGCCGGAGCCAACAUGUCGCACCACAUGGCCAUGAGAGCGGGUAGGGAGAAGCUUGAGCCGAGGAUCAAAGGUGUUGUGAUCAUUCAUCCAGCUUUCUGGGGGACUGAUCCUGUCGACGAGCUUGACGUGCAAGACGCGGAGACGAGAAGAGGAAUCGCGCAAGUUUGGGAGGAGAUCGCUAGUCCGAAUAGUGUUAACGGUACGGAUGAUCCGUUAUUUAACGUGGUCGGAUCCGGGUCGGAUUUUUCCGGGUUGGGAUGUGAGAAGGUUUUGGUUGCUGUGGCGGGGAAAGAUGUGUUCGUGCGGCAAGGGUUGGGUUACGCGGAGAAGCUGAAGAAGAGUGGGUGGGGAGGGGAUGUGGAGGUGGUUGUGGAGGAAGAGGAAGGACAUGUGUUCCAUCUGCAGAACCCUGACUCUGAGAGUGCUUUGAGAUUUUUGGAUAGGUUUGUUGAGUUUAUAACCGACGGUUCAAAUGGUGAUGAUGAUUUUGUGAAUGUUCUUUGAUGAUGAUAAUAGUGUGAUUACCUGUGUUUUGGAUAAAUUUUUAAAUUUGUUGUACCUGUUUUUAAUUCGAUUUGUUUUACUCAUUAUGUUUGCAAGAAAUAAACUGAAUCAAAGAUACUGCUUGCUGCUGUUUAUAUAA